GGGUGACUGAACCAGGAGGUGCGUGUCCGGCCCAGGACCAGAUCCCUUGGCCAGGGAAGGGCGAAGGCUGGGCCUGAGGCCUGGGCCGGCCACUGGGCUAGGAUUCGGUUCCUGCCAGAAAGAUGAAGCCUUGUCUUUAAGGAUGACAGCGUGCAGGAAAGGCCCCUCAACUGACCUCCCCGACUCUGGGCCCACAGCAUCUCUCAAAUCCCACACUACCCACUCUCACUGCCUAGCCCGUGUCCCUAUCUCUUCUCUGAGGUCUCUCCUCACUCUACUGUUCCCAGGACAGGAACUUGGCCAGAAACAGUGUCUCCUUUCUGGUGACAGUGUUUCCCUCCCUACUAUAACCUGUCCUCAGGCCCAUCCAACCAUCAUCGUCCCCAGCCUGACAUGCUUUCUCACCUUCUUCCUUCACCCAGAGGACCCUCAUUCUCUCCACCCCACCCCACCCUCCUCAGUCUUGGUUUCCUGGUCAUGACUGCCUCCCUGUCCCCUCCCACCCCCACACACCCACCAUCCUCCCAACCAUCCCAGCACCCUCCUUCCUAAUCUUGGGAAGCAUCUCAUCUGGCUGAACUGGAGAAUUCCGGGAUCCAGGCCACACUCCUUAGCAGACAGCCCCAUCCUGGGGAGGAGGAGCAGGAGAGAGCCUGAGGAAGAAUUGGAGGGGGGCGGGGGGAUGGGAACAAGGUCAGGCCUGGACGCCUCUGAGGACAGAGGCUGUGGGGAGACUGGGAUUGAGGGGAAAGUAAAGGAACGAAAGCCAGGACCAAAGGAAGAGGGGGGCCAGCAGGAGGUAUUUGCGGGGGAGGUUCAGCAGCUGUCUUUCCUAAGACAGGGACACAUGGGCCUGGUUAUUCCUCUUGUCACAUAUGGAAUGGUAGGAAAUGGAAGAGGGAGAAAGAAGGGGCAAGCAAAGGAGGGCACAGGGCAGAAAUAAGUGGGUGUAGCUGUCGGAGCCAAUGGGCCCCAACAGAGGAGCACCUGAGCCCAGCACACACACCCGACACCUCCGUCCUCUCAAGCUGUCCAAAGCCCCUUUCCCCAUAACACUGACCCCUGACAGGGUCAUUCUCUAAUACUGGCAACCCACAUUCCCACCCACAAAGGGGGUAUAAGACAUGAUCCCCUAGGAGUUAUAGGAGAGAAAAGCAGGAAAAGCAAGAGCCCUACUGGAUUUUGGCAGCAGUUGUAGUGUCCAGGGAAAAUAAAUUUGGCCAGCCAAGAACUGAAAACAAAAAUGUCCUGCUAGAUUCCUCCUAGAAAAAACCUGUUCCCCUCCCAUCUCCUCUCCAGUCAGGUCCCAGGUUUCCUAUCUCCUAGGAAAAGAUAGAUUGCCCUAUUCAAAUCCUGUCUGUGGUGUGUGUGGGUGGAGGAGUUGGGCUCCACUAGUGGACCAUGGUCCAGGCAGGGGCUCCAGGUCCAACGAGGGUGGGAGGAAGGCGUCACUUCCGGGGGCCCUCGCCAGUGUCUGGUGGCUCCCGGCUCUCUGAUUGGGCAGAAGUGGCCUGGGCAGGCGUGUGACCCCACUGCCGUGAAGGGGCUAUGCUCCAACGCCACAUGCCUUCCUACCCAUCUACUCCCCAGAGUACUGCCUGCUCUGCACCUGGGUCCUGGAGCCCUCCUGCACCCGGUGAGUGGAUAGAUUCCAGACCCUCUUCGUUGGCCCACCUGUGCUGUGCCCCACCCCUCUCUGCCCAGAAGUUCAAGAGCCCAAGCCGCCUCCAUGGCCCCAGGAAGGAUUCAGGGGAGAGGCCCCGUACAGGGUGCCACUCCAACCAGACAGCCUGGCCAGAAUGGAGCUGACUGAACUGCUCCUCGUGGUCUUGCUUCUCCUAAGUGCAAGACUGACACAGUCCAGCCUGGCUCCUCCCGCCUGUGACCCCCGACUCCUAAAUAAACUGCUUCGUGAUUCCCACGUCCUUCACGGCAGACUGAGCCAGUGCCCAGACAUUAACCCUCUGUCCACACCUGUCCUGCUGCCUGCUGUGGACUUUAGCUUGAGAGAAUGGAAAACCCAGACGGAGCAGACCAAGGCACAGGACGUUCUGGGAGCGACGACCCUUCUGCUGGAGGGAGUGAUGGCAGCACAGGGACAACUGGGACCCACUUGCCUCUCAUCCCUCCUGGGACAGCUUUCUGGACAGGUCCGCCUCCUCCUUGGGGCCCUGCAGGGCCUCCUUGGAACCCAGCUUCCUCCACAGGGCAGGACCACAGCUCACAAAGAUCCCGACGCCAUUUUCCUGACCUUCCAACAACUGCUCCGAGGAAAGGUGCGUUUCCUGCUUCAUGUAGUAGGGCCCACCCUCUGUGCCAAGCGGGCCCUCCCUACCACAGCUCUUCCAAGCAGUACCUCUCUAUUCUUCACAAUGAACAAGCUCCCAAACAGGACUUCUGGAUUGUUGGAGACAAACUCCAGUGUCUCAGCCAGAACUACUGUCUCUGGACUUCUGAAGAGGCUACAGGGACUCAGAGCCAAGACUCCUGGUCUGCUGAACCAAACUUCCAGGUCCCUGGACCAAAUCCCUGGACAUCUGAACAGGACACACAGACCCUUGAAUGGAACUCAUGGACUCUUCCCUGGACCCUCACCCAGGGCCCUGGGAGCCCUGAAUAUUCCUCCAGGAACUUCGGACACGGGCUCACUGCCGCCCAGUCUCCAGUCUGGAUAUUCCCCUUCCCUAACCCAUCCUCCCACUGGACAAUAUACAUUCUUCUCCCCUUCACCCACCUUGCCCACCCCCAUGGUCCAGCUCCAACUCCCACUUCCUGACCCUUCUGCUAUCAUGCCCAAUCCUACCAGUCCUCUUCCGACUGCAGCCCACCCUCACUUCCAUAAUCUGUCUCAGGAAUAGUAAGGUACUCAGGCACUGUCUCCCAUGUGUAAUUCCCUUACCCGAAGGAAAGGCCCUGGGAGACAACUGCAGCUACACCGGAUUUCCUGCUUUCACCUGACACCCAAAGCCCUAGUAAAGGCGGAUACAUAGGACAGAAAAAGGGAUCAUUUUUCACUGUAUAAAACAUCAGAGGCUAUUUUUUUAAGCUAUCAAUAAUAUUCACCAGAGCA
Molecule: messenger RNA, 3070 nt
Organism: Rhinolophus ferrumequinum (greater horseshoe bat)
Lineage: Eukaryota; Metazoa; Chordata; Mammalia; Chiroptera; Rhinolophidae
Gene: THPO
Product: thrombopoietin
Exons: 6
Coding region: 1800-2858 (352 amino acids)
Biological process (GO): positive regulation of hematopoietic stem cell proliferation; cell population proliferation; positive regulation of ERK1 and ERK2 cascade
Cellular component (GO): extracellular region
Molecular function (GO): cytokine activity; hormone activity
Source: RefSeq, a predicted model, not a curated record